This is a messenger RNA of Fusarium mangiferae, 267 nucleotides long. RefSeq lists its product as uncharacterized. The transcript is spliced from 4 exons. The coding region runs from base 1 to 267 and encodes 88 amino acids. The record is from RefSeq and is a predicted model, not a curated record. Lineage: Eukaryota; Fungi; Ascomycota; Sordariomycetes; Hypocreales; Nectriaceae.
AUGCCUCGAAACAAUUCCAAAAGAUAUUUCAGCGAGACAGCCAAUCAUCAACCCUCUCGGGGGCGCGGCUUCGGCCUCGAUCGGACCGCUUCGCGCGGUGUAACACCGAAACUUCUCGAACGUAACUACAGCCAUCAGCCUAUUGUCGAUUUUCGAGCGUCUGAACCAUAUGCGGAAUUAGAACUCUUCAUCAUCUCGUCGCCCUUCGGGGCAGCAGCAGCAGCAGCAAGCGGCCGCUCCGACAGCGAAGGCAUUCCAAGCUGCUAA